AUGUCGCCUGAGGCGUUUACUUCACAAAUAUAUAAAAAUAUUAUAGAAUCUCGAAGAUUUUUAACGAGUCAAUUGAAACAAGAUCAAGUAUUAAAUAAUGGUCAAUUAGAAUUAUUUCUUACGAGUGAUCAAUAUUCUGAUAUAAUUCGUAGUACAAUUAAUAUUGAUGGAAAUAAAUUGGGUGAACAAGAUUUAUAUUCAUCAAAUGAAUUAUUAAGAAAUCAAGAUAUUUAUUUGAAAUCAAAUUUAGAAUGUCAUUGUAAUACAACAACAAAUACAGGAAAAAUAAUUGAUCCCUAUAAUUUAUUAAUUAAACAAGAUAAUCGUUAUAUUUAUGUUGAACGACGUCAAUUGCAAUUUACUAAGGAUCCACAAUUGGAUGGAAUGAUAUUAAAAAUUAGUCUGAAUGAUACAAAAGUAACAAAAGCAAAUUUAACCUAUUUAACAAAUGGUCUAUCAUGGCAGCCAAGAUACGAUAUUGUUGUGGAAAAUGAGCAAUGUAAGUUAUUAGAGAUCAGAGAUGGACGAGUCACCGUUUUUUCGAGUCUGACGAGGGAAGGUUCCUAG
Messenger RNA from Didymodactylos carnosus, 567 nucleotides. The record is from the annotation of a GenBank genome assembly. NCBI's taxonomy places the organism in Eukaryota, Metazoa, Rotifera, Eurotatoria, Philodinida, Philodinidae.